Molecule: messenger RNA, 3219 nt
Organism: Maudiozyma saulgeensis
Lineage: Eukaryota; Fungi; Ascomycota; Saccharomycetes; Saccharomycetales; Saccharomycetaceae
Source: the annotation of a GenBank genome assembly
AUGUCUGAAAGUUCUUCUCAUUUUUCCUUCUCUAAGGAAGAAGAAAAAGUUCUAGCCUUAUGGGAUGAAAUUGAUGCGUUCCAUACUUCUAUGAAGUUAACUGAAGGUAAACCUGAAUUUUCAUUUUACGAUGGUCCUCCAUUUGCCACUGGUACUCCUCAUUAUGGUCAUAUCCUAGCUUCCACCGUUAAGGAUAUCGUUCCAAGAUAUGCAACCAUGACAGGUCAUCAUGUCGAGAGAAGAUUCGGUUGGGAUACGCAUGGUGUUCCAAUCGAACAUAUCAUUGACAAGAAAUUGAACAUUAAGGGUAAAGAUGAUGUCUUCAAGUUUGGUUUGAAAAACUAUAACGAUGAAUGUAGAGCUAUUGUUAUGACUUACGCCGCUGAGUGGAGAAAGACUAUUGGCCGUCUAGGCCGUUGGAUUGAUUUUGAUAAUGAUUAUAAGACUAUGUACCCUUCAUUCAUGGAAUCUGAAUGGUGGGCUUUCAAGGAACUGUUCAAUAAGGAUCAAGUCUACCGUGGUUACAGAGUUAUGCCUUACUCUACUGGUUUAACUACUCCAUUAAGUAACUUCGAAGCUCAACAAAAUUAUAAGGAUGUUAACGAUCCAGCUGUUACCAUCGGUUUCGAUGUUAUCGGUCAAGAAAAGACAAAGUUAGUUGCCUGGACCACUACUCCAUGGACUCUACCAUCUAACAUGGCUCUUUGUGUCAAUGCUGACUUCGAGUACGUUAAAAUCUACGAUGAAACUAAAGAUUGUUACUACAUUCUUUUGGAAGCUUUGAUCAAAUCUCUAUACAAGAAGCCAAAGGAUGCUAAAUAUAAGAUCGUUGAAAAGAUUCAAGGUAAGGAUUUGGUUGGUUUGAAAUAUAAACCACUAUACUCCUACUUUGCUGAAGAAUUCAAGGAAACUGCAUUCAGAGUCAUCUCUGACAAUUAUGUUAGUGCUGAUUCAGGUACUGGUAUUGUCCACAACGCUCCAGCCUUCGGUGAAGAGGAUUACAACGUCUGUUUGGCCAACGGUAUCAUCAAUGAAGAUUCUUCUUUCCCUAACCCAAUUGAUGACUUAGGUAAGUUCACCCCAGAGGUUUCAGACUACGCUGGUGUCUAUGUUAAGGAUGCUGACAAAUUAAUCAUCAAGCACUUGACCGAAACUGGUAACUUGCUAUACGCUACCCAAAUUCGCCAUUCUUACCCAUUCUGUUGGAGAUCCGAUACUCCUUUACUAUACAGAACUGUUCCAGCAUGGUUCAUCCGUGUUAAGAACAUCGUUCCACAAUUAUUAGAAUCUGUUCAACAAUCUCACUGGGUUCCAAACACUAUCAAAGAAAAGAGAUUUUCUAACUGGAUUGCUAACGCUCGUGAUUGGAACGUUUCCAGAAACAGAUAUUGGGGUACUCCAAUUCCAUUAUGGGUUUCUGAAGAUUACAAGGAAAUUGUUUGUAUCGGUUCUGUUGAAGAAUUAGAAGAACUUUCUGGUGUUAAGGGUAUCAAGGAUCUGCAUCGUGAUUCUAUUGACAAUAUUACUAUCCCAUCUAAGCAAGGUAAAGGUGACUUAAAGAGAAUUGAAGAAGUCUUUGAUUGUUGGUUUGAAUCUGGUUCUAUGCCAUACGCUUCUCAACAUUACCCAUUCGAAAACAAGGAUUUGUUCAAGCAAAGAAACCCGGCCAAUUUCAUUUCUGAAGGUUUAGAUCAAACUAGAGGUUGGUUCUACACUUUAUCUGUUCUAGGUACCCAUUUGUUUGGUCAUGUUCCAUACCAAAACGUUAUUGUCUCCGGUAUCAUUUUGGCUUCUGAUGGUAGAAAGAUGUCUAAGUCUCUUAAGAACUACCCAGAUCCAAACAUUGUCUUGGAGAAAUACGGUGCAGAUGCCUUAAGAUUAUAUUUAAUCAAUUCUCCAGUGUUGAAGGCUGAAAGUUUGAAAUUCAAGGAAGAAGGUGUCAAGGAAGUUGUUUCCAAGGUCUUAUUACCAUGGUACAAUUCUUUCAAAUUCUUGGAUGGUCAAAUUGCUUUAUUGAAGAAGACCUCAAACAUCGACUUCAAAUACAACCCAGAUUUAACUGGUGAAAAUGUUAUGGACAAAUGGAUUUUAGCCUCCAUGCAAUCUUUAGUUCAAGAAAUCCACGAAGAAAUGGAUCAAUAUCAAUUGUAUACCGUUGUUCCAAAACUAUUAAACUUCAUUGAUCAAUUGACUAACUGGUACAUUAGAUUUAACCGUCGUCGUUUAAAGGGUGAAAAUGGUGUCGAAGAUUGUAUCAAGGCUUUGAACUCUCUAUUUGAAGCUCUAUUUACCUUUGUCCGUGCUAUGGCUCCAUUUACUCCAUUCUUGGCUGAUUCCAUCUACUUACAAUUGAAGGCUUAUAUUCCAGAUGAUGUAUUGGCCAAAUUCGGUAAAGAUGGUAGAUCUGUCCAUUUCUUAUCUUACCCAGUUGUCAGAGAAGAAUUAUUCGAUGAAGCUAUUGAAAAGUCUGUCGCUAGAAUGCAAUCUGUUAUUGAAUUAGGUAGAAAUGUCAGAGAAAAAAAGAUGAUUUCUCUGAAGACUCCAUUGAAGACCUUGGUCAUCCUACAUAGUGACAAGGAUUAUCUAAAGGAUGUCGAAGCUCUAAAGGCCUACAUCAUCGAAGAAUUGAAUGUUAGAGAUGUUAUCAUCACUGAUGACGAAGAAGCUUACAAUGUUGAAUAUAAGGCUGUUGCUGACUGGCCUGUCUUAGGUAAGAAAUUGAAGAAAGACGCCAAGAAGGUCAAGGCUGGUUUACCAAAGGUAUCAUCCGAUGAUGUCAAGGCUUAUUUGGCUACUGGUAAACUAACUGUCGAUGGUAUCGAUCUUGUCACCGGUGAUCUGAACGUUAUUAGAGAUUUACCGGAAUCUGCUGUUCAAAGUGGUAGAGAAACUAGAACUGAUAAUGAUGUUUUAAUUAUUCUAGAUACCAAUGUGUAUGACGAAUUAAAGACUGAAGGUCUAGCAAGAGAAAUCAUUAACAGAAUCCAAAAGUUGAGAAAGAAGGCUGGUCUAGAAGCCACCGAUGAUGUUUUAGUACAAUAUGAAUUAGUCAAGGAUACUAUGGAAUUCGAAAAGGUUCUACAAGAACAUAAUGCUAUGGUUUCAAAGACUUGUAGAUCUGAAAUUUCCAAAUUUGAUUCUUCCAGAUCUGACUCAAUUGCUGACGAAGAACAAUCUAUCAAUGACACAAUCUUUAAAUUAAAAAUAUUUAGAUUGUGA